Messenger RNA from Monosiga brevicollis MX1, 4389 nucleotides. RefSeq lists its product as uncharacterized. The coding region runs from base 1 to 4389 and encodes 1462 amino acids. Gene Ontology annotation, molecular function: RNA binding; structural constituent of ribosome. Gene Ontology annotation, biological process: translation. The record is from RefSeq and is a predicted model, not a curated record. NCBI's taxonomy places the organism in Eukaryota, Choanoflagellata, Craspedida, Salpingoecidae. The transcript has 5 exons. Gene Ontology annotation, cellular component: mitochondrial small ribosomal subunit; ribosome.
AUGCCAUUUAGUGUUAUGCAUACUCCUGUUGACCAGCGAGUCACUCGUAGCCGUGGCGCUGUGCAAAGCGCUGCUCGCGCUGCUGCCACCAGAAAUUUUGAGGCUCACACCGACCUCACGCGCGACUUCCAGCACGAAGAAGAUCAUGCCGAACCCGACGCUCUCGAUUGCUUGGUCAACGAGCAUGAGGAAGAGGAAAGGCCGAAAAUGGCCGCCACCGGGUCGCACCCGGCCACGCCUUCGACAGGAGCCGCUCCCGUCGAGGCUACCGCGAGCGCUUCUCGCCAUGCCGCAAGCGCCGCCGCCACAUCAGCCGCCGCCGCGGGCCCUGGAUCCCCCCGCAACAAUGACGCCGCCGUGGCCCAGGUCCACAGGACCCUGCAAGCCCUAGUGCACUCUCUAGGCUCUCAACAUCAGCUCCAAUCGCAGAUUGCCGAGCUUGAACGCGAGAUAAACGCUGCCCUUCGGCUCAUCCCGGACAGGGGCCGCUCACAUGGUUCGUUACGCGCGCACGAGACCCAGUCGCCUUCUCGUGACCUUGCGACCGAUUUUUCUUUGCUCGCUCCCUCGCCCGCGGCGCACCCGUCUGCCCGUGAUGGCGAAGUGGCGUUUGGCCUGGCCUCCAAUCGCCCUCUACCCCGGCUCCCGAGAGAGCCCGUGCACGAAUCGCUCUCUCACGACUCUCGUUAUCGUCAUGGCUAUUUGAGCUCUCCCGCACAUGACGAUAGAGCCACCACGCCCAGGCGCUCUCCCAUGGAAGCAGUGGAUGCAUCCCAAUUUGGUGUUGCCUUUGGCACCAAUGCGCCACCACGGGCCGGCUCUCGGACUCAACCACCCCACCACGUUUGGCACCGAGCCUACCAAACCUCAACCAAGUGGGAGUCCUAUCGCGGUGACAGCAAGAAAGGUCUCGACUCCCUCAAAGAAAAUGUCAACUCGGCCCUCGUUCUUCUCCAAGCCGAGCCCUUGCUGCAUAUGGCCACCCUCGAUCUAGAGGGCUGCACCGCCGCUGGUAUCCAGGAUAUUUAUGGCGACAUUUCUUCCGACCUGGACUACCUCAUCUACGUCAACGACAUCCUGGUUGACUGGAUCUUACCGUGCUUGAGAGGUGACCUUGCCUCUCGUUUUCAGCGCGAAAAAUCACGCCAACGCAUCGUCUUGGGCGCCUGGUUCAAACAGAUGGGCGCCCUCUUCCUCCAGACCACUCGUCACGACAUUACCCAAGCCUCUCAGGCUCUUCGCGACCAACGCAUCCGCACGGCCGACGACUUUCCUGUCUACCGCUCCUCCAUCACUGCUGCCGUUGACACCCUUCGCAUUGAGGGCGCCUACUCGGCAACCCUCGUCAUCGCCCAACUGGUUGAUGGCCUGCCUUCGAAACUCAGGGACGUGAUUGCAAACCUGUAUCAACCGUCUUGGGAUUUGGGCAAGUUCUUUGAGGUGGUGACUGCUAACCUGCACAAACUCACGCCUGCUGGUGCCCGCGCCGAACCUAAACAGGGUGCCUUUGCUGUUGAGCAUGAUCCAUCGGAUACACAGCAAACCCAUUCCGAUCCCUCUCCGCCCUCGGCUUCACCCCCUGCCACUGCCAUUUUGCCCGCUGCCAUUUCACAUCCUGUCGAACACAGUGAGCAUGCAAACUCAGCCCCACUUGGCGAAGUCAGUGAGAGUGAAACACACGAUGCAGCGGGCGAACACAGUGAGAGUGAGCAAGAUGUUCUUCUCAGCGAUCCUGCUCCGCCCAUCGCUGCCAACGUGCUGGAUGCCCAGCGCAAGGUCCUGCUGAAGACAUCUGGCCACAGGCAACUCCUCGCCUGCCCAUUUGGGCUUUGCAAAUGCAAGGGGCCCCGCCUUGACCGCAAAGCCUGGGUCAAUCAUGUACUACGCAAGCACCCCUACGACGAGCAAGCCACUGAUCUGGUCAAGCAGGUGAUGGAGGCCAAAUUGGUCGCCCAGUGCAACAAGUGUCACCUCUUCUUCGAAGCUACUGGUAUCAGUCAACACCGCUCCCGAUGUGGUGCCAAUCUGAAGCGAGCGACCGAGGCGUUGUUUCAUGCGGCUGGACACGACCUGCUUGAGAUUAUGCGUGGCGCUUGGCCCCAACACGCAGCCGCUACCAACGCCACCGAGACCAAGCUGAUGGCUGCCACCCUGAGCCAGCUGUAUUGGUCUGCCGUCCACUCGGACUAUACCGCUGAAGAGCGAGAGAUGUGCUGGGCUUUGAUUUUGGCCUUGCCUAGCAUGUUGUUGUCUGCUCCCUCGACCGCACUGUCUACGAUUGACCUGCGCAAUAUGUUUCACGAUCGUCUCCGUUGGCUUGUGACGGGGCAACUAGGUCGGGUCGUGGACGCCAUGCGCAAGGCAGUCGCACGCAAGCAGAGCCGUCGAGGACAGCUGAACGCCGGCGCGGGCGCCCACCCGAACGACGCAGUCGACCAGAGCCUCAGGUCACUCGUCCGCGACCCGGACCUGGCGGACGAAGCCUGGGCAAACCACGUCACGAACCGUCUGAACCGAGGUCAGAUUGCCAAAGCAUUUGAUGCCGACAAGGCUCGUGCCGUGAUUGGUAAUUCUGAGCAAGUGGGCAAUAUGGGGCUGCUGUUGCUCGAGCAGAGCGCGGUUGACAACCUUGUUGAAGAUGGAAUCCGUGCCCACGGGUCGAAACUUGCCGUUGGCUUUCUCCAGGAUAGUGUAGUUGAUGGAGCAAAGGGCAUGUCGAAUCGACUCGGGUACGGUGUUGUUGGCAAUGUGGUGAAAGAUCUUGUUCAAGGCAACCUGAGGACCUCCAGUCGCGGUGGUGGGGCCCUGAGGCGCGCCUCCAUCAGAAGGAGCAGUCGGGUCGCUGGAAGAACCCUGGCGUGGGCCCAAGACUUGACUGAAGUGCUCCUUGAUGCGGUAGAUGGAGGCAAGAAGCUCACCAGACCAACCAUAGGGGUCGGUGACACCCUUGGUGGCCGCCAACGCCUUGGGGAGCUCACCUUUGGUGAAGGACACGGUUGGGGAGCUCGCAGCCGUGGCUGGUGCCAGUGUAGACGUGGAGGCGGGUGUCGAAGCAAUGUACGGGGUCAGCCCGGGCGGUACCAAGAGGUCGCGCACGGCCUGAACCUCAGAAUUACCAAUCACGGCACGAGCCUUGUCGGCAUCAAAUGCUUUGGCAAUCUGACCUCGGUUCAGACGGUUCGUGACGUGGUUUGCCCAGGCUUCGUCCGCCAGGUCAUCAAAUACCUCGACGACAUUGUACUGAUGGGUCCCGCGGAGGACGUGGCGGCCGACGUCGAGAUUAUCAAGGCUCGUGCAGAGUCUGCUGGCCUUCAUUUGCAGCCCAGUAAGAGCCGCUUCUACAUGCCUCGCCACCAUCCCGCUUCCAUCGCUGCUAUCAAGUCUGUCUUGCCAGAUGCCGUGCGCGAGACGGCCAACACGGGCAUGACGGUCUUGGGAACGCCGAUUGGCCGUCGCGAGUGGAUGAAGAAGCAGCUGAACGACAAGGCAAAGCACAUUGCUGGCAAGCUCAAUGACAUGCUGACGACCGGUGUCUCGCUUCAGGCCCUCCUCACGGCCAUGCAGUACGUGCCUAGCCUCAUCAACCACCUCUACACGCUGCCCCCAAGUCUCACGUCGGGCUUGUCCGAGCUCUUGAACCGUGCUUGCAAGGACACCUUUGUCAAAGCCUUUUUUGCCAAGGUAAACCUGUCUGCACCAGCUGGAGCUGAAGGUCAUGACGUUACGCUGGAACAGCUCCUUGAGGCUCGCCUCUUCACGCGGGCCAACACCGGGGGCUUUGGCCUGCACGACCUGGUUGAGCGCGGUCCGGUGGCUUAUGUCUGCAACAUGGCCAAGCUGGCCACUCGCUACCCUCGGGUCUACGACCGACUUUUGGAGGAUGCAUCGAGGGCUGACGACUUUGAGGUCCACGUGCAGCGAGCUGGCUUCCAGAUGGCCACGGUCAAGGACGCGGCGACCCAGCGACCAGCUGAGAUCAUUGCCCUCCGCUCCAAGGCGGCACUUGACGACCUGAUGGCCAAGUGCGCGCUGGACCUGCAGCAGGCAUAUCUGGCCUCACGCGAGUGGGGCGUCAGCACAGUCUUGACCAUGCGGGGUCGGGACAAGUUGCGUCGAUUGAGCGACACGACCUUUGCCAUUGCGGUCGUGUCCAUGAUGGGUUUUGGCCUCCAUGAACUCAUCAACGUCAAGCCGACGGACAAGUGCCCGCUCUGCAGCAGCAAGACACCUCAGCCGCGGCUGACCCGCGAGCACCUGCUGACCUGCCGUCCCAUCAAGCGUCACAACGCCCUUCGCGACGAGAUGGGCCGCCUGCUCAGGUACGCCACCCUCUCCCAUGUCUGGGUGGAAAAGUCUGGCUACAACGCCAAUAAUAAAUUAGGUGUUUGA